Molecule: messenger RNA, 1215 nt
Organism: Scedosporium apiospermum
Lineage: Eukaryota; Fungi; Ascomycota; Sordariomycetes; Microascales; Microascaceae
Exons: 4
Coding region: 1-1215 (404 amino acids)
Molecular function (GO): oxidoreductase activity, acting on NAD(P)H
Source: RefSeq, a predicted model, not a curated record
AUGGCUCCAAUCAACCAGCCCAAGCUGCCCACCGUGCAGACGCAGCUUCUAUUGCAUCAACCCCGGUCGCCCUAUGAGACCUUCGCUGAGGGGGAUAUCCCUAACCUGAAGGAUGGAGAGUUGCUUGUACAAGUUGAGGCCAUUGGACUCAACCCCAUUGACUGGAAGUCAGCGGAUUUCGGUUUCGCUUUACCAAAGCUUCCAUGCUUGAAUGGAAGGGAGUUUGUAGGGACGGUUGUCGCGCAGAACACACCACAGGGAUCUCGGAUAUCCGUAGGCGAUCAGGUACUAGCUGUCGCUACCGACUAUCGAGAUUUCCGAAAGUCGGCCUUCCAAGAAUAUGCUGUCGUCUGCAGCUUCAACGCCAUAAAAAUCCCCAAGGGCAUCGAUCCUUACCAAGCCGCGUCUCUCGGUGUCGCCUUCGUCACGGCCGCCCUUUCUCUCGGAGUUUGUCUAGGAACUACUCUCCCCCAGCAAGGAAAACUCUCCGAUCUAGAUCUUCUAUCCAUCCUUCAGAGGCAAGAGCGGGAAAUGGUCCCCAAGGACUGCUUCGAGGAAAUCUUCAACCCCAUCCCACUGGGAAGCCGACCGAGUAAGGGGGAGUGGAUCCUGCUGUACGGAGCUUCAAGCGUGACAGCGCAGCUGUGUAUUCAGCUGGCAAAGGCGACGGGACUCAAGAUCAUCGGAGUAGUUGAUGUAAAAAAGCAUGGUGAGAGGUUACGUGCCCUAGGCGUUGAUGUCCUUGUGGACCGAGCCGAUCUAGACCUCGCCGCCACAGAAGUCCGACAACACACGCACGGUUCCCUCCGUUUCGCCAUGGACUUCAUCGGCAAGGAAACGUCCACUUGGUGCCAAAAUGUCCUCGCGGCGUGCGCGUCCUCCCGAUACCCCACAGACAUCGACGACCCCGACGCGAUACCAGACCCAUUCACGCAAAAGGGCAGCACUCUCAGCCACCUCGUCUGCCUCACGGGCGCACCCAAGGUCAAGGCGCCCAACGUCCGGAUUCACCAGGUGCCUGUUAAGAUGUUCCACGAGAACGAGGAGUUGGGCUGCGUGUUGAGCUAUUGGCUGUACCAUUCGCUGAAGAAUGGAGUCAUUACGCUCCCAGAAACGCAGAUUGUCGAUGGCGGGCUGGAGGUUAUCAAUUCGUGCCUCGAGCUCAUGAGGCGGGGUGAGAUUUCUGGAAGCAGGUUGGUGGUCAAGCUCAAGUAG